AUGACGAUUGAUUCAAACUUUCCAUACAUCAUAUUGUCCCGAAAUCCAUACGAUUAUAAGUGCUAUACUCGAGUAGAGUACACAUAAUCCGCUCCAUCAAAAAAGGGAGAAAACAAGGACAACGCUUACACCAAAUUCGCUACAAUGAGCUCUCGACCAUCUUCCAUCAACAAUUUAACCACAAACGAUACUCUCAUCACCUUGCUCUAUGCAGCAAACAUCCUCCUCCCAAUCUUCAUAGCCGGUACAUCAACAGCCCUAUCAACAUGGGUGAUCCCCAUGAUCCUCACCAACCCAUCUUCCAAAUCCGCCAUCUACCAAUUUAACACCACCGUAGCAAGAGGAGGCAGAUUUCUCCAACCGCUGAGUCGCUUUCUCGCCGCUUCUUUCGCUGCUUCAAGAUUGCUUGUCUCUCAACAUCCAGAUCAGUCGGUCGCUGCGCAUUGGAAAUAUUGGGCUUUCGGGACCGUGGUGUUGGUGUCUAAUGCCCCUUAUGAGAUUAUUGCGGUGUUUCCUGUGAACGAUCGAGUGGAGGCGUUGGGAAAGAGGAAUAGGGAUGGGGAUGGGGAUUUAUCUGAAAUUGAGAGGAAAGAGUUGGUCGCUUUGUUGAGGAGUUGGCAGAAGUGGAAUAUGGGAAGGGUGGCUCUUGUGUUUUUGGCCGGUGUGAUUGCCCUUUGGACUACGUUUGAUACGUUAGCGAGUAAGUGAUGCGACAAACAUGACCGAGGGGCUAGGUUUCCUCAGCAGUCGGUUUGACAAGAGUUGUCAAGGAGGUCGCCGGUUUCUUACUUGGAUCCUUCUACAAUACACAGUUUGAAUUGAAUGGUAGUCACAUUGAUUCCAAGGAUGAUGGGACACAAGGUAC
Molecule: messenger RNA, 865 nt
Organism: Aureobasidium pullulans EXF-150
Lineage: Eukaryota; Fungi; Ascomycota; Dothideomycetes; Dothideales; Saccotheciaceae
Exons: 1
Coding region: 145-708 (187 amino acids)
Source: RefSeq, a predicted model, not a curated record